UCCGAACCUCCCGCAAAAAAACCCAUUCGUUUGCCUUCGGAAAAGAUCGUCGAUCAGGGCGGAGGCACAGUAAGAUCGAUGACUUUGUGAUGGACUCCAGAACUUAAGGAGGACCUCGCCUGAAGACGCAGGUCAAACUUCCUUUUUCUGUCCCUCUCUUUAAGUUUACAUUCUAGAAGCAUGUGUGCGUCGAGUGCGCGGAGACAAAAGAGCGAAGUUCCGUAAAAAAAAAAAAAAAAAAAAAAAAGAGGAGAACCGGUCUUUUAAGGAUGACUUUAGGGACGGACAUGUCCGACAGCUCUGCAUUGUCCGAGGAUGUGGACAUCGACGUGGUCGGCGGGGACGUGUCCGUGGGGAAGGACGGGAAGUACACCCAGUUCGACUCCGAUGAGAGUUACUCGCGGAGCGCCGUGGACGGAGCGUCGUCGCCGGGGCUCGGCGGCACCGAGUGCCCGGCGGAGCACAUGGAUCUCACCGGGGAGAAAGCGAGGAAGGGCGCGCUGGUGAAGCCUCCGUACUCCUACAUCGCCCUCAUCACCAUGGCCGUCCUGCAGAGCCCCAAGAAGCGGCUCACGCUCAGCGAGAUAUGCGAGUUCAUCAGCAACAGGUUCCCGUAUUACCGGGAGAAGUUCCCGGCCUGGCAGAACUCCAUCCGGCACAAUUUGUCCCUUAACGACUGCUUCGUGAAAAUCCCGCGGGAGCCCGGGAACCCCGGGAAGGGCAACUAUUGGACCCUCGACCCGGAUUCCGCAGACAUGUUCGACAACGGGAGCUUCCUGCGCCGGAGGAAGCGCUUCAAGAGGAACCAGAGCAGUGAGAUCCUCCGGGACGCUGGAGGCUUCCUCCCCGGGUUUGGAUACAACCCGUACGGGUACAGCUACGGACUCCAGCUGCAGAACUUCCAUGCCGCUGUCCACAACCCGUACCACCCCCACCACACCGCUAACUCCUUCCCGUUCCCGUGCACCUUGCCCUCGCCCAUCUUCCCCGCGGCGCCCGCUCCUCCGUUGCCGGACUUGAGGAAGCCCUUUUACCCGCCCGUGCCGCCUCUUAAGGCGGACUCCAGCGCGCCGAGCCGGCCCUCGUUCUCCAUCGAUAACAUCAUCGGAGCCAGCAACUCCACCGGCUCGUCCUACAGCGCGCAGCCGGGCGGCCCUGCGCACAUCCUGGCUAUGAUCGGCCCGGCGCUGCAGGCCUCCGCUUCCAACCACCUGAGCCUGACACAGGACUUACUCCCCGGGCCUCAUCCGCAGACUUUCCCCAACAAAAAUCUCAACACUUGUACCUUUUGAAAAAAAAAAAAAAAAAAAAAAAAAAAAUUAUGACAAUAAGGUGUCUAUGUGAAGGUAGGCUGCAUUAUUGGGUAAAAAAAAAAAUAAAAAAAUGGAUUGGACAUAUUUUUUUGGACAAUAUGGUGUCUAUGUGAAGGUAGGCUGCAUUAUUGGUUAAAAAAAUAAAUAAAAAAUUGGAUUGAACAUAUUUUUAUGACAAUAUGGUAUUGGUAAAAAAUAAUAAAAUAAGAUCGGACUGAACAUAAUUGUUAUGACAAUAUGGUGUCUAUGUGAAGGUAGGCUGCAUUAUUGCUUAAACAAAUAAUACAUUGGAUUGAACAUAUGUUUAUGACAAUAUGGUAUUGGUAAAAAAAAAUAAAAAUAAAAUCGGACUGAACAUAAUAGUUAUGACAAUAUGGUGUCUAGGUGAAGGUAGGCUGCAUUAUUGUUAAAAAAAAAUAAAAAAAUGGAUUGAACAUAUUUUUUGACAAUAUGGUGUCUAGGUGAAGGUAGGCUGCAUUAUUGGUUAAAAAAAAUUCAAUUGAACAUAUUUUUAUGACAAUAUGGUAUUGGUAAAAAAUAAUAAAACGAAAUUGUACUGAACAUAAUUGUUAUGACAAUAUGGUGUCUAUGUGAAGGUAGGCUGCAUUAUUGGUGAAAAAAAUUAAAUAAAAAUAAAAAUCGGAAUGAACAUAUUUUUUAUGACAAUAUGGUGUCUAUGUGAAGGUAGGCUGCACUAUUGGUCAAAAAAAAUAAAUAAAAUAAAAUUGGAUUGAACAUAUGACAAUAUGGUAUUGGUAAAAAAAAUAUUAAAAUAAAAUCGGACUGAACAUAAUUGUUAUGACAAUAUGGUGUCUAUGUGAAGGUAGGCUGCAUUAUUGUAAAAAAAAUCGGAUUGAACAUAUUUUUAUGACAAUAUGGUGUCUAUGUACAGGCACCAUAAGAACAAUGGUUAAUAUGGUGCAUUAUUGUUAAAAAAAAUAAUAAUAAUAAAAAAAAAGUCUAGUGUUUUGCCCUCUCUCAGAGAGUUUAUUUAUGCUUUGUAAAUAAGUGCAUUGGGAGCAAUAUUAUAUGUAUAAAAAAAAAAUAAAAAAAAAGAUCACAUCCUGUUUUAACCUAAGUUAAAUGAACGAGGACAUGUUGUGUUUUACUUUACGGAAAACUCAGGGGUUUUCACUUAGAAACAAGUUUGUUUUGGAAAAUAUUUAACUUCUCCACAUCCUGUGCAUUAUUGUGACAGAAAAAAGAAAACAGGCGCAUAUACCUCCAUUCAGAACGUGCAGUUUUACAUGUCAUGUGUACUUAAUUGUUCAUUAUAGGUAAUUUUUGGUUGUCAUGACAAUGAUAAUAAAUGUUUGUGGAUUUGAAAAAAAAAAUCUUUUCAUUAAUCGGACAAAAAAAAGCACAAACAAGUGGUUUAAAUUGGACAUAUAGUGCUUUUUCUUGCCACACUACACUGAACAGAACUUUUUUUUUUGGAAUUGAAAGUGAACAAUAUGACUAAGCUCCUUAUUUUUGGGGGGAGGAAUAAAAGGGGGCUUUCGUUGCUAAUUUGUAGCAGCAUUUUCA
Messenger RNA from Nerophis ophidion (straightnose pipefish), 2840 nucleotides. It is a transcript of the gene foxd2, whose product is annotated as forkhead box D2. Bases 270 to 1292 code for a protein of 340 amino acids. Gene Ontology annotation, molecular function: DNA-binding transcription factor activity, RNA polymerase II-specific; RNA polymerase II cis-regulatory region sequence-specific DNA binding. Gene Ontology annotation, biological process: anatomical structure morphogenesis; regulation of transcription by RNA polymerase II; cell differentiation. The record is from RefSeq and is a predicted model, not a curated record. Lineage: Eukaryota; Metazoa; Chordata; Actinopteri; Syngnathiformes; Syngnathidae. The transcript has a single exon.